AUGGCUGCUUCAUCUGCAUCUAUGAUUGAGAAUCAGCAGAGUGCUGAUGUGGCUUCUUUUGGGAGUGCUGAUGCUGCUUCUCCCAGAAGGAACCGAAACCGUCCCGGACAUCCAAAUCUGGAAGCUGAGGUUGUUAUGCUUUCUCCUGAAUCUCUAACGGCCAAAAACCGUUUUGUAUGUGAGCUGUGCGACAAGGGCUUUCCAAGGGAACAGAACUUGCAACUGCACAGGAGAGGGCACAAUCUGCCGUGGAAGCUAAAGAAAAACACAAAUCAGGAGGUGCAGAAGAAGGUAUACGUCUGCCCUCAGACUGGAUGUCCCCACCAUGAUCCGUCAAAGGCUCUGGGAGAUCUCACCGGCAUUAAGAAGCAUUUUGCUCGCAAACACUGUGAGAAACAAUUCAGUUGCAGUAGGUGUCACAAGAGGUAUGCUGUGCUUUCUGACCUCAAAGCGCACAGUAAGAUAUGCGGAACAAAGGAGUAUAAGUGCGAGUGUGGAUUUACCUUCUCUAGGCGUGAUAAUUUUAUCACCCACCGCUCCUUUUGUGAUGUCCUCGCUCAAGAGCUGGCUAGGCACACCAUAAACCCCUCACCCUUGAGCACUGCUGCUUCUAGCGUUCUUGCAAAUGCUGCUAACCCUGCCCCUGUUAGUCAGGGAUCGGCUGAGGGUUUAUUGUUUCAAGCCAACCAUCAGCAAUUCGCGUCUCUUGUGCCGGUUGGAUCUGUGCAGGUCGGAUCUGCUUUCCAGCCCCUGCCCCCGAAUUUCCCUGUUGGUCCAUUUCCGGGGACAAAGCUAGGCUUUCCCAUAGCCUCUGAUUCUUCUGGGAUUCACGGCAUUCCAGCCUACCCUGCACCAACCAACAUGUUUAGUGCUGGUUUCAAUGGGGGUCUUAACAUGGGCACUGCUCAGAAUGAGAUGGAUUUCAACAUCCACAACUCAUUCAGUGGUAUGUUGAUGAAUGUGGAGACUUCUUCUUAUAAUGUUCUGAACAGUGCCCCAUUUCCUCAAGCCCCCGCCCCUGCGUAUCUUCACAAGGGCGCACUGACUGCAGCUGAUCCCAACAGUGUCGGCAUGAUGAAGAGUAUGGGGAGCUUUUCUGGUGCAGUGAAGAUUGAAAACUACGAGGGAGGUAUGGGAGCUGGAAUCAAAUUAUGA
Daucus carota subsp. sativus is the source of this 1155-nucleotide messenger RNA. Its product is annotated as zinc finger protein BALDIBIS-like. Gene Ontology annotation, molecular function: DNA-binding transcription factor activity. The record is from RefSeq and is a predicted model, not a curated record. Gene Ontology annotation, cellular component: nucleus. Lineage: Eukaryota; Viridiplantae; Streptophyta; Magnoliopsida; Apiales; Apiaceae. The transcript is spliced from 3 exons. Bases 1 to 1155 code for a protein of 384 amino acids.